AUGUCUAAAAGAAUUUAAUAAUAUUUAUAAGAAUUACCAAACCAAAUUAAAUUUCUCCCAGUAAAAUCUUUUCAACUCUUAAUGAUUAUAAAUUAUAUUGUAAAAUAUAAAGUUACUAGAUAUUCUUAAUAGAACAGGCAUCAAUAAAUUUAAUAAUUUUUAAAUUUAAAAGUAGUUUAAAAAUAAUGGCUAAUCAUAUUUAUAAUUCUUACAUUUAAUUUUAAGAAUACCAAUUAGAAAGUAAUUAGCCAUAGAAGACGAUCAAUUGUAGCUAAGUUAGGAAUUAUUUUCUAAUUAUAUUUCAAUGAUACACCCAUAGUUAAGCUAUAAGCAUUAUCAAUAACUUAACUUGAAGGUAAUUAAAAUGAUGAAAGAAGCUUAAGAGUGCUAUCACACAUAUCAUAGAAAAAGAAAUAAUUAUUUAAUAUUAAUGUAUAUUAUUUAUUAUUAUUGCUAACUCUAUUUUUGAUAUCUGUCUGUGGUCGAGUUAAAUUUUCCCUAAAAAUUCAGCUUACUUCUUUGAUUUUUAUUUAAUUGCUGAAAAAAAUCGCAAAUUUUAUGUUGUUUUCUAAAUAAUUUUGUAGUCUACAAAAAAAAAGGAAGAGUUUAUUUACAAACAAAAAUUAUAAAAGGACUUUAAAGUGA
Messenger RNA from Tetrahymena thermophila SB210, 645 nucleotides. Its product is annotated as transmembrane protein, putative. NCBI's taxonomy places the organism in Eukaryota, Ciliophora, Oligohymenophorea, Hymenostomatida, Tetrahymenidae. The record is from RefSeq and is a predicted model, not a curated record. The transcript has 2 exons.